AUGGUAGCGGCCCAAGAAUCGACAAUUAUCGUCUGUUUCUCCUCGGCGCCAGCCUUACAGUUUGGCAGUUGGCUGCAAGAUAUCCUGGGAGAUGGACUCGAGGACAAAACGCUUGCGCUUCGAUUUAUUGUGCCUUGCGGUCUAUUUAUGGCAGCUGCUAAUGUGGCUGCGUAUGCACACGCUAUGCUUUACAGACAUCAGGAAGAGGCCGUGAUGCGUCCGGAAACUAUGGAGGAGAUUUUACAUUCCCAAUUCUCCGCCGAGUGCUCAUCGCGAAUUAAACUUGAGCGGGGAUGGACGUUACUGGGAGGCGUCUUUUUUGGGUUCAGCUGUCUCCUAGGCCUGGUAUGCCAUUCAUACUAUUCGAUUACGUCGCUUAAAUUGAAUACCAAAAAGAUGAGGGAGCUAUCGAAAGCAUUAUUACUCUCAAUGUCAUGCCAGAUUACUACUUUCUUUUUAACUCUAACGCUACCGCUGAUUGUUUUAAUGGCGAAAUACGGUGACGAGGAUAUUUACAAAUAUU
Molecule: messenger RNA, 523 nt
Organism: Mesorhabditis spiculigera
Lineage: Eukaryota; Metazoa; Nematoda; Chromadorea; Rhabditida; Rhabditidae
Source: the annotation of a GenBank genome assembly